ACACAUCCCCACCUCCUCCUCGCCCCCAUUCGCUGGCGGUGGGCGCGAGUGUUUGAAGCGCGAAAGGCGCCGUUGCUAUGGAGACGCGGCCUGGGCGCCGCCGCCGCCUCCCUGUCUGCCACGGUCGGUGAGGGGCGGCGGGUGGUCUCCCCGGCGUGCCGUCCCCGUUCCCUCAGCCCCGUCCCCGUUCCCUCAGCCCCGUCCCCUCUUGUGGGCUCCGGGAAGGAAGAGGAGGUCGGCAAAGAGGGAAGCGGAGCGCGCUGUGAUCCGACUGCCAGGCCUCGUCCGAGGACCGCGGGCCACCUCCUCGGCUCCCGGCCUGGAGCCGUUAGAUUGUCUGCAAAAAUUGGCUUCAUUUUGAUUUUCUGCUUUUAUACUCCAAAAAAACACGGACUCAGAGCCUGUUCUGAAGACAUCUUAGGCUGCUCAUUUCAGGAAAGAGAAGAGGUUUCCCCAUGGUAGUGCUGUUGCAGCUCUUGUAUUUGGAACUAACUUAUGUGAGAUAGGAGCUUUUCAAAGAAUGCUCAGAAAUGCUCACAAGAUUCAUGACUUUCAAAAUAAAGUUACAUAACAAAACUGUAACUUCACAGUAGUUAACCAGUAAGUCUUCCUUUAUCAACUUGAGGCUUGAUCUUGAAGAUGUCAUCUUGCCUUUAUGAAUGCCUUUGUGAGGCAGAGCUUGAAAAAUAUUAUCCUCAUUUUGCUGCCUAUGGUCUGCAGAAGAUUGAUGAGCUUGCCAAGAUUUCCAUGAAAGAUUAUACCAAACUGGGGGUCCACGACAUGAAUGAUCGCAAACGACUCUUUCAGCUCAUUAGAAUAAUCAAAAUUAUGCAAGAAGAGGAAGCUGUAAGAGACUUAAGCAAGCAGGAUUUUCAACCAAGUGGCCUUUUCAUUCAACCGCAGGUGACCAGACCAGGUCCCCGCAGACAGCUGCGUUUUGAGUCCCUCCUCGAGGAGAACAAUGGCACAGUUAAAGAGUCACAAUCAGAGUCGUAUGGUUCAUCUGAUUUCAUUGCCAAGGAAGAGGACAGUCUCGUGGACAUGCUCGGACACAUUCAACCACAUGAUUCAGACCUGGCCAGAUUAACUGUAAGAGAUGUAAAUACAAAAACGGAACUGAACUGUGCAGCAGUUUCUGAUGAUAUUGUUCCUCUCCUGGGGGAUUCUGAAACUCCCAUCAUACAGAGAGUAACUCAUAUUUCAGGGUAUAAUUAUGGACUACCUCAUUCCUAUGUCAGAUCCAGUACUUCUGAUAAAGAGACUCCGUGGACAGAGAGUGAAAAAAUCAGAGUGUGUGUCCGAAAACGUCCUCUGGGCCAAAGAGAGGAGAGACGUGGAGAGGUUAAUAUCAUCACAGUGAAAGAUAAAGAGACCUUACUUCUUCAUGAGAAGAAGGAGGCAGUUGAUCUCACCCAGUAUAUUUUACAGCAUGUUUUUUACUUUGAUGAAGUCUUUGGGGAGUCAUGUACCAAUCAAGAUGUGUAUAUGAAGACAGCUCAUCCUCUGAUCCAGCAUAUUUUUAGCGGAGGCAAUGCAACCUGCUUUGCAUAUGGGCAGACGGGUGCUGGCAAGACGUUCACAAUGAUAGGUACUCAGCGGAACCCAGGACUCUAUGCCUUGGCUGCCAAGGACAUCUUCAGACACCUGGAAGCAUCACCAUCAAGGAAGGAUCACCUUGUUAUGAUCAGUUUUUAUGAGAUCUACUGUGGACAGCUUUAUGACCUGCUAAACGGAAGGAAGAGGCUUUUUGCAAGAGAAGAUAGCAAGCAUGUUGUUCAAAUAGUUGGACUGCGGGAGGUCCAGGUGGAUUCUGUAGACCUACUGUUGGAGGUGAUUUUAAAGGGAGGAAAGGAACGUAGCACGGGAGCUACCGGAGUCAACUCGGAUUCCUCUCGAUCUCAUGCUAUCAUCCAAAUCCAAAUUAAAGACACAGCCAACAGGACAUUUGGGAGGAUAUCAUUCAUUGAUCUGGCUGGCAGUGAAAGGGCAGCUGAUGCCAGAGACUCGGAUCGACAAACAAAAAUGGAAGGAGCAGAAAUAAACCAAAGUCUUUUAGCACUAAAGGAAUGCAUUCGGGCCUUGGAUCAGGAGCAUGCACAUACACCUUUCCGACAAAGCAAGUUAACUCAGGUCCUAAAGGAUUCUUUCAUUGGCAAUUCCAAGACCUGCAUGAUAGCCAAUGUAUCACCUAGCCACAUAGCUACAGAGCAUACCCUGAACACUUUGCGAUAUGCUGACAGGGUCAAAGAGUUGAAGAAGGGGAUUAAAUGUUCUACACCUGUCACAAACAGACGUCGGACAGCUGGAAACGUAUCUCCAAAACGAGUCCAAAACUCUCCCUCUUUGCCACCCGGAGAAAAAAGCUCUCCAAAGAAAGUGAAGCUAGGCUUCCACCAUUCUUCAGGUGCUACAAAAACAAAGAUUUGCCCUCCAGCACUCCAGCCACUUAGUGGCCCUUUGACCUCUACACCCAAGGGAGUCAGCAAAGGACAUGUCUACAAAGGAAAUUCCAGCUCACUGUGGUUCCAUCACAGUAGUCCAAUUAAGGGAGUCCUACGGUUAGGACAUCAGUUGAAGAAGAAAACUGAUGACCUGUCUUCUUGCUCUGAGAAGAGCCACGUUGCAAAGGAUUUUAUCAUCAAAAAUGCUGCCACAGCAGAAACAAAAGAAAGUCUCCAAAGAGACAGAUACAUGCAAGACAAAGCACCUGCCCAGUGCCUGAAAGUCCAGACUGUGCAACCUGUGCAGAAACAGUUUGUUUCUAGAGAUGAUUUUUCCCUUGGAGAUGGAAAUCUGCCUUCUGACAGCAGGCAAGAAUGGGGGCACACCUUUGCUAAACAGUAUGUUGAAGCAUGGACAAAUCUGCCUCCAUUUCAGAAAGAAAGGGAGGAGCAUUUACGCCUCUAUCACCAGCAAUUUCAGCAGCCACCUAUUCUGCAGCAAAAACAGAGCUACCAACCUCUUGAGAGGUUUUUGACACAAUACAAGCCCCAGGAGAUUCAAGUGAAGCAGGAGCUAAGUCCUACUGCCACUGAAGCACAGUGCAAAGAGGAGAUGCAGCUGGAAGAUCUCGAUGACAGUGAUUUCAGUGAAGAUUCUUUCUCACCUGUCUGCAGUCAAAAGAAUGUAAAAAGAAGAAACAGCAACAAGUGCAGUCAGCAUUCUUUUUUCCUCCAUCAAAGAGAACAAGGAACUGAGGAAGAGCAAAAAGGCCAAAAGCGACAGGACUUAUUUUUUAACUAUGCAAUACCCACACAAGAAAAUGAAAUAGAUGACAGCUGGGAUUCUAGUGAGGGCAGACCAAAGAUGGAGGAAUCCAUUAAGAAUGCAGGUUGCAGCAAAACUCUGACUGACUGGAGCUAUGACUUAGCUGUUGGGCUGUCUUCGAGCAACACCGCAGAGAAACCUUACUGCUUACAAGAGGAUCCUGCUUGUAACUGGAAUAAAAGCAAAGACUUCCUAGCAGAUCAUAAGCAGUACAAAUCCAAACUCGGAUGUCUGUCUUACUCCACCGAAGAUACCUCGACUCCAGAAAAGGGUCUUUCAAACCCAUACGUUCCUCCUAUAUUGAAAUUGGUAGCUCCAGAACGCAAACAGAUUCUCCUCCAGCAGGAGAAAGAGGAAUCCACUUUGGAUGGACAGGAUGUUACAGGAGAUAGUAAGUGGAAAAGUCGAAAGAAUGAUGUUAACCAUUGCAGAUCUUCCAGUUGUUCCUCAGAAUUCAGUUCUGAGCUAAUGGCCCCUCUUGUUCCAUCUCUUCUUGACUAUGAGGAAGGAACUGAUACAGAGAAUGUUUCUUCUAAACGAGUAAAGCCUCCUCAUGUGAAACAGAUGUUGGGCAGGAAAGUGCACAGUUCCCAGAUAAGGUUUGAGGAGGAGACCUGGCAGUGCACAAGGAACAGAGCUCUAACAGACAGCAUGCUGGAACUGAGGGAGCAAGCACGUCGUGGUGCGAGACACUGCAUCCUGCAGCAUUCCCCACAAGCAGGGGACAAGUGGCUCUCACCCACCUGCUGUGGUGUGAAGCCGUGCUGCUGCCAUCAGGGCUCAGGUUCAUCAAAUCAAGGAGUUCUUCACAGUUUUGUUGUUGGAAAUGACCUGACAGAAACAUCCACAGCUGAAUCCACAGAAGCCAGGGAAGAGAGAGAGGGUGCUUUGUUUCUCCAUAGCAAAAAGUGCAAAGAAUACUCAGAUGGCAGACAGUGUGAUGUUGAUGUUAAUGAGAACACUGGUAGUUCAGGAAAAUCUGACUCAAGUCAAAGACCAAAUGUUAAGUCUCAGAAAAUAAACACUGAGCUAACUGAGAAGAGCUAUUUUUCAGGUGCAUCGUGCUUCCUAACAGGGGGCAAUACAGAUUAUGCAGUCCAGUCCCCCUCUCAGGAAUGCGGCCUCUUGCAGCCCACGUCAGGACUGAGAAAUGAGGACUUGACUUGUUCUGAAGACUCAGCUAAGUCAUCAUUCAGCAGUGAGGAAAUAGGGUUGCUUAAGAGCAAAUCGGUGCAGACUAUUUUUACCCAAGAAGCUUUUGCUCUAGAUCCAAGAUCUGCAACCAAAGUUACUAAGCCAUUAGCAAAUGCAGACAGCCCAUCGAGCAGCAACACAGGCUCUCCAAGUGCUGUAUCAGAAGUGGGAAAACUGCACAAGGAGGUCCUAGAAAAGGCACAACAGGCUAUGAUUCAGGCCCAUCGGCAGCAGCUGGAUGAAAUGGCAUCCUUGUGCUUCAAGGAAGAACACUUGAUAAAUCAGAUGUCAGGAACGGAUUUUCAGAAUUUCAUCGUUAAGCUAGAUGAAAUCUUGGUACUGAAGUCAAAGUGUAUCCAAACCAUGAGAGCUCAGCUUCAGAUCUAUUUAUCUGAUUCUUCUAGUCCUGACAUAUCUCUGCAAACGUCUCCACCGGUUUAGACCCUCCUUUCUUACACAUGCACAAGAACAGCACCAGAACAGUUUUGGACCCAGCCAGUGUUUCACUGCAGCUGGUGCUGCAGGGUGUAGAUGGGUAGGGGAUUGCUUUUAGUUUGAUGUUUGUGAUUGGUGUGCAAUUUAGAUAAGGUUGGAGAAAAUUCUCAGUAAAUGAAAGGUGGCUACUUGGCUUGACUACCACAAGGAUUCUAUUUCUUUAACACCCCACAAUGAGCUGCACCCUUCCUAUAUGUGACGUUCAGCAGCCUGUAAAUAUCUCACCAAGCAGCUGGCAGUCCUGUACACAGUAUUCAGAGCUUCUUGUGUAAGAGGCACUUCUAUUCAGCCAUGAAAAUUGGAGAGAAAGGAAAAAAACACACAGCAUUUUGAAGCAAGGUACAAGUAGAAAUGUUCAAAAGCCAUCCAGAAAAGUACUUGCAAACAGAAGUGAGGAAACAGAGAGAAGGCACUGUUAAAGGAUACCAAAGGAACAAGUCCAAAAUUAAAUGAAAAUCAAGGCAGGACAAGAUGUACCGGUCCCUUCAGAAAAAUGACUAUUUGAGCAUUUGUUCUUUGCUUGGGACUAAUGCUCCAUAACUUCUAGAAGUCACUUAAGUCAGAGCCAACAAUUGGUCAAGUAGAAGGCUUAUGUACAUGGGACUUCAUCCUGUAGGUCAUCUAGCAUGUUACUAAGCACUUGAAUUUCACACUGGUGCUAACAGUAAGGAUCCAAAGCUUACUGUCUGCAUGCUGUCUGAUAUCUGCGUGACAGCUCAGCCAGAGCGUGCAUGGUCUGGGUUGACAGUUGAUUUUUCACAUCAGAAGAGUCCACUUAUAGGUGGUGGGAUUUAAGAGGCUAACAGUGCUGUUGGGGCACAAAGCUGAUGUUUUAGUCAAGAACAACCAAACAAACAGUUGGAACCCUGCAGGAUCCCUGCUGCCACGUGUGCAUCAUGGUUGAGUCACACAACCCCUCUUGCUGAAGCCACAAGUGACCUUGAAAUGUGCUAGUGUAAACAAGAAUGUGCAAGCGCUGUCAUUCCAAAAUUUGGGCUGCCACAGCAUAAUUGGCCACCUCAGUGUUUCCUCAGUUAUGCCUGUAAUAGAUCAAAGUUUGCUCAGUGCAUAAAUGCCAAUGGUUAUGAAAACUGCUCUCUGACCAGCUGUGAAUGUUGCUGCUUGCUUCUGCAGCUACCCAGAGGAGCCUGGGAGUUGCAGAGCAACAGCUACAGCAAUAGCAGUUACGCAGUUAUCUGGAUUGCAUAUUUGGUGCAAGCAUUCCCAGGAACAUCACACAGCAUAGCACUGGGUAGCAGAAGUGGAGGGGAAGGAUUACAACUGUAAUUGAGGAAGAAGGUCUUACAUUAGUGCCCUGAUCUAUUGGGGUUAUGGUGUAUGCAUGGAAGAGUCUCCAUCUUGCAAGUGAGAAUGCUGUGUGGAGCAGAGAAUGGAGCCCCUGCAGGGCCUGAGUUGAUGUUGGCCUUCAGGAUGGUUCCAGUAUCUUAGGUCUUAGGCUACCAGCAUAUCACACCUGAAAUGAGGUCUCCCAUUCCUGUUUGAGGAAGCCUUCUUUCCUCAGAGAAAUGAGGCAUUCAGGAGCAAGAUUCUUCAGUCUCAGUAUCUCAUGUCCUCCUGGAGACAGGGCUAGCUUCCCCAUACAUAAGGUAAGGAGAACACAAGGCAGCUAGGCAGUCCUUACACCUUCUGAAAGUAAAAACAGAUGCAAGCAAUUACAGUAGUUCCCACUGUUCUCAGCAAACACACAAAAUGAGGCCGUCACAGAGCUGCCUUACUUUUGCAAAUAAGUUUGAAGAGGAAUGUGGGAAUGCAGGAUGUGUCACAGGUCAGAAGAAAAUGAGAGGUCCUGCAGCAAUGUAAUGCUAGCUGGUAGAGGGGGGAAAACUUUCCCUCCAUGUACUUUGGCACUUGGGACAUGAGGAUCAAUUAAGUGUACUUUAACCCAGUAGGGAACUGCUUUUUAAAGACCAACUCAGCAAAAACAUGUUCAGACUCUUAGCCAAGCUGGGCAUUCAUAACGCGACACAUAAGAGCCAUUCACACAGCAUGAUGCGGCACGUCCUAACCUCAGUAUUUUCAGAGGUGUAACAAGACAGAGGAGUGGGAAAAAUUCCCACAAGUGAAAGAAAAGUGGCAUUUUCUCCGUUAUUAAAACUGAGCCACCUGUGCAGCAGGUCUACUCUGGAAAACAAGCAAGUCUGGCAAAUCUGAGCACCAGCAUAAGUCCUCAGAACAGGAACUACUUGUUCAAUGCAGAAACAGCCAGGAAUGCUAUAAAAAUAUGUAGCAAUUAAAAGUCUUUUUAAAACUGAAGCCAUCUAGCUAAUCCAUGAGAUUAACAAUUAUAUUGAACCAGGUGCAGUCUAUUCACAGUUUAUAUUCCCUGCUGGACAUGAGACUCUGCUAAAAUUAAAAACUAAAAAAGCAACCCUAACUGCAAAAACUCACUUCUCUUCAGCAAUAACAGGGCUGCUGCCAUGCUUGAAGUGCUGCAUGCCUGUGAGACACCAAAACUGGGCUCGCAGUUUGCAAAAGAAACAACAGGAGCAGUUACAGAAAAUGGUACCGUUCUCCUCUCCGCCCUCAGGUUAUUACUUGGAUGCUGCUUUAACCCAUGUGAGUGUGCUACCAGUGCCAGUGUCACCCCCUCCAGCUGUUUGAUACUGCACUGACACCUGAUAUGAAUGGUUUUCAUUUCAACUUGAAGAACAUAUAUGAUUUUUGUUACAGCAGGUUGUGUGUUUUUUGCUAAGAUUUUGAGAGCCUGACCGCAUACAAUCCAAUAAAUACUGAGUAAGGCAGAAUCACUUUUGUAUGCAAGUAAAAGAAAGACUAUUAAUGCUAUGCAGAUGCUUGAUAUUUUAUUUGAAUAAUUUACAUCAUUUAAAAUAAAAUUCAGUUUACUACAGAACUCUGGUAAAAUUUCUAAAGUAGACGUGAUCCAAAUGACUGUAAAAAUGUUUGAUUGUAAAAGAUCAUCUCAGCAGAAGCGAGCUGCCUGCCCAGCUGGCGGAGGGCAAGGAGAGCUGCCCAGCCAGGUGUCACAGAAAACCCACAUCAGAACCAGGAACCAACUCACCUACGACAGCACAAGGACAGCUCGUGGGGCACGGUCAGCUCCAGCAGCGCCAGCCAGGCGCCGGCAGGCAGCACUAGGGCUCUGGCUCCAAGCACAGUCUGCAGCUUGGACUUUGCCUGCACACUUCUCAUCGUAACAGACAGAUCUCAGAAUUCAGCAGCAGCUAGCACAAAAGGCAGAACAACCUCUGACAAAGUUACAACACCGAAAGCCAUUUACCAGGCAUGUGAAUCAACCUGCUGAUCUCAGAGACCCAGCCUCAACCCAACACUUCCACACCGAGCUUUGUUCAUAACAGUACCAGAGUAACUAAUGAUGCACGGCGCCCAAAACAUCCAAAUCUCAUCACAUUAUGCCAUUUCUUUAGAAGCAGCUUUCCCCUACCGCACUUGGUUAAUCCCCACCACUCCAUGGCUUCAUUCCCUAUCAGCCACCUCAAGAACACACUCCCAGCUUCAGCCACCCCAUGAUGCAAAAUCCAGAAAACUCACUACAGAUGCAAGAGCAACGCUGCAGGGAAAACACCCACUGGUAUUCCUCCUGGAUAACAAGAGACUUUGUAAGUAACAAGGGCUUCGUAAGUAUCACUUUCCAUCUUUCACUACCACGGAUUGAUAUCUCCAUUCUCACUUUUAAAAACAACCUCUAUAAGCAAAGAGGUUAUUACAGCGUGGUUCCAGCGACUGUGAAAAGAACUUAACACACAUUAACUUUAUUCAGAGGUUUGAUCUAAAUACUUUGCUUCUUCACUGGCAACGGUUCUUGCCUGUUCAGGACUGUCUACUGCCAGACAGGAACCUGUUCAGAAUUGGAUGUGAGAAGCUAAACAACACAACGAACUGCUCAUAGCAGUAACGGUAAACACCUCUUUUUUCUACUUUCCAGCUUUUCUGACUUAUCAGGAACCCUGUUUUCAUGUUUCAAACUCCUAUUUUGCAUCAGAGAAGCAGAGCUGGGCACCCACUUUACCUGAACCCAGAGGGCCAGCUCCAAACCAGAAAUUAAUUGUUGCCCUACAGGCUGGAAUGCCUUUCUUACACAAGUUUUGACCUUAGUCCCAUCACUGGAAGCUGGCGAGGUGAGGCUCAGUAUUACAGCAUACAGUCCAUUGGAAGCCUGCCCUAGUCCUGCUCAUCAUCUAUCCCCAGAUCUCCUGGAUGCUUGCCAGCUACAUUUGAACAUCAUUCUGUUUUAAAUAAAGGUAAUUAAUGUCGUGCACCUCAUAGGAGAAUUCCAGGAGCUAACACUGACACCAGAUGAGAUGUUUUGGAUGUAUUUUAAUAAAAUAAUGGAAAUCAAUGCAAUCCCCUUCAGAGUCCUGAUGAACUAAAAAACUUACUAUUGAAAAACGUGAAUUGAGGUAAGGAGCUGGGCUGUCUUCCCUUCCCAGAGUCCAAUUCUCCCAGCUCCAUGUUCUAACAUGAGUUUUGAUCCCCAAGCUUCUUGUUUUUUGUUUUGUUUUUGUGUGUGUUUUUGUUGUGUUUUUUUGUUUGUUUUUGGUUUUUUUGUUUUUUGUUUUUUUUUUGUUUUGUUUU
Messenger RNA from Lagopus muta (rock ptarmigan), 9531 nucleotides. It is a transcript of the gene KIF24, whose product is annotated as kinesin family member 24. The record is from RefSeq and is a predicted model, not a curated record. The transcript is spliced from 16 exons. Gene Ontology annotation, molecular function: microtubule binding; ATP binding; microtubule motor activity. Bases 640 to 4902 code for a protein of 1420 amino acids. Gene Ontology annotation, biological process: microtubule-based movement. NCBI's taxonomy places the organism in Eukaryota, Metazoa, Chordata, Aves, Galliformes, Phasianidae.